Messenger RNA from Aureobasidium subglaciale EXF-2481, 1452 nucleotides. RefSeq lists its product as uncharacterized. The coding region runs from base 1 to 1452 and encodes 483 amino acids. Lineage: Eukaryota; Fungi; Ascomycota; Dothideomycetes; Dothideales; Saccotheciaceae. The record is from RefSeq and is a predicted model, not a curated record. The transcript is spliced from 3 exons. Gene Ontology annotation, cellular component: nuclear outer membrane-endoplasmic reticulum membrane network; ribonucleoprotein complex; endoplasmic reticulum. Gene Ontology annotation, biological process: intracellular mRNA localization. Gene Ontology annotation, molecular function: mRNA binding.
AUGGCCGACCUUGCAACACCGUCCGCUGCUGCCAUGAGCACUUCCAACGCUGGCGCCGAGAAGCCCGCCUUCUCCAAGCCCGAGAGACCUGACCAGGCCGACUACGAGAAGUCCCUCGCCGAAGCUCAAAAGGCCCUCGAUGCUGCUGUCGAGAGACAGAGAGCCAUCAAGGCCAAGCUCGACUCGCGCCCCAACAACAAGGAGUCACCCGAGGCCAAGAGACAGCAGGAGCUGCGCGCACGACUGAACGAGAUCCGCGAGGCACAAAAGUCGGGCAAGUCGAGUCGCGCCCAGCAACUCGGCCAGAUCCAGCGUCUCGAUGAGCAACUCAAGUCGCGCAUCCAGGAGCAAAAGACUGCUCGCAGCCGUGUCGCUUUCCGCUCCGUCGACGACAUCCAGAACGAGAUCAACCGUCUGCAAGCCCAGGUCGAGACUGGCACCAUGAAGAUUGUCGACGAGAAGAAGAACCUCGCCGAGAUCACCGCCUUGAACAAGCAAAAGAAGGGUUUCGCCGGUUUCGAGCAGGCUCAGAAGCAGAUUGACGACAUCAAGGCUCAGAUUGCCGACAUCAAGAAGUCGAUGGACGACCCGGCAAGCAAGGCUCUUUCCGAAGAGUACACCAAGAUCACCACCGAGCUCGACGAGAUCAAGGGCAAGCAGGACGAGGUCUUCAAGAACUUGAACCAGCUCCGCGACGAGCGCACCCGCGCAAACGAGGCCCAGCAGGUCGCCUACACCGGUCUCAAGGACAUCAAGGACAAGUACUGGCAGGCCAAGCGCGCCUAUGCCGAGUACGAGAAGGAGGCAUACCGUGUUCGCAGAGAGCGCCAGAAGGCUGAGCGUGACGCCUACGAGGCCGGCAAGCGCAAGCAGGUCGCCGAGGCCAAGCUCGAGGAGGCCAGCGCCCCUGCCUACGGUGACGAGAUCCAGACCGCCCAGUCCCUGAUCCGCUACUUCGACCCUUCGUCGCAAGAAGCCAAGGCCGCCGCCGGUCCUGGAAAGUUCGCCGCUCAAGCCAGCCGUACCGUCGAGGCCACCGGCAUCAAGGGCACUGCUCUCCCCCGCAAGGGUGAGGCCGAAGAGGACUACUUCGCCGGCAACGGUGGCAAGAAGGGCAAGAAGAACCGCAAGGCCCAGACCUCCUCUCCCGCCCCCGAAGCCCCUGCUGGCAAGUUCAACCUCUCCUACGCCGUCAUCGAGCAACUCGCAAAGAUCUCCGUCGAGCCCCCAUCAUCGCAAGCCGCCGUCGCCGGUGUUGUUGAGCAAAUCAAGUCCAAGCUCGAAAGCUGGCAAAAGGACCAGGACCGCCAGACCAAGGAGAACAUCGAGAAGGCCAAGAAGGAGAUUGAGCGUCUCGAGGCCGAGACCGAUAACGCCGAAAAGACCAACGGAAACUCCACCGAUGCCGUCACCGCCGACCUCGAGAAGACCAAGAUCGAGGAGACCUCGUAG